AUGUCAAGGAAGCACAUGCACAUACAUGUGAAAUUGGAAACUCUCGGCCAACAGGUGGACUGCCCCGUUUCUACACUGACAGCGGCAAAGAGGCGUGGAGCGGCGCGCGCGGGUACGGUGGGGGCGCGCGUCCCCGCGCCCCGGGCCCGCGCAGCGGAUGCGGCCAGGCCCCACCUCCUCUGUGAGGCCCGGGAUACUCACCCCAACGAUGUUUCUCUGCGACCUAGCCGCCGGCACAGACGCCUCCUCCGCCUGCUCCGCAGCCCCCUCGUAGCCACCGCCUCCUGCGCCGCUGCCGUCGCUGCCGUCCUCGUCGCCGCCGCCGCCGCCACCGCGGCGCGCGUCCGCUUUCACGCACACCGCCGUGGCCGCGCACGCGUGUCUGCGCGCUGGCGUCACUUAGCAACCAGACGACCGCGGCCCGGCGGGGUCCCAGAGUUCAGGGUCCAGAGGUCUCCUCCCGCGGGCUCGGCGGCUUUUGCCCACCCUCCCGACCCGCUGCCUCUCCCGAGCAGGGGGCGCCAGGGUGUGGCUGCCCUGCGGCACCUGGCUCCGGUCUCACCAUCCCACCCUCGGUGGAGUGCUAUGGCGUCACAGCUCACAGUAACCUCAAACUCCCGGGCUCCAGCGAUUCUCCUGCCUCAGCCUCCCAAGCAGCUGGGACCACAGGCACACGCCACAACGCCCGACUAUUUUUCUGUUGCAGUUGCCAUUGUUGUUUACCUGGCCCGGGCCAGACUCAAACCCGCCAACCUCGGUGCAUGUGGCCGAUGCUGUAAUCACUGUACACAGGCACCGACCCACUAUCUAGUAACUUAGACACUAUGGUUAACCCAGAUCCCCUAUUCCGACAACAGAGAACUGUUUUAGUGUUUUCCUCUGCUUCUCCCAGAGCAGAACCUGGGGUGGAAAGAGAGUAUCUAGGGCUACGAAGCAUGUAAACCUAUUUAGUUUCAGAGUUUGGCAUUAGGAAGCUCUUUGUCCACAGGUAAUAUCCAGUAUCAAUUUUGUCAGUUGUGCUAUACAGAAUAAUGUCCCCUAAGAUGUCUACAUCAUAAUCUCCAGAAUUUACAUGAGUAUGUUGUAUUGGCAAUACAUUAGCAAUCUGCAGGCAUGAUUAAAUUAUGGUUCUGGGGAGAUUAUCCUGGAUUAUCUAGCUGGGCUGGAGGCAAGCGCAUCAAAAUCAGAGAAAGAAAUAAAAUCAUGGAAGCAGAGGUCAGAAAGAGAUUUGAAGAUGUUAUGUUCUUGGCCUUGAAGAUGAACCCAAGGAAUGCAGGCAACCUGUAGAAGCUGGAAAAAGCAAAGAGAUGGAUUCUUCCCUCAUGCCCUUAGAAGAAUCACAGCCUUGAAAACACCCAAAUUUUAGGACUUCUCAUCUCUAGAACUGUAAGACAAUAAAUUUGUAUUGCUUUAAACCAUUAAGUUUGUGGUAAUUUGUUACAUCAGCUA
Messenger RNA from Nycticebus coucang (slow loris), 1449 nucleotides. RefSeq lists its product as uncharacterized. Bases 1 to 819 code for a protein of 272 amino acids. NCBI's taxonomy places the organism in Eukaryota, Metazoa, Chordata, Mammalia, Primates, Lorisidae. The transcript is spliced from 3 exons. The record is from RefSeq and is a predicted model, not a curated record.